AGUGACGCAGCGCGCCCCGCCCCCGCCACUAGAUCCGCUGCUGCGGCCGCGGCGGGCGAACCUGCAGGAGGCGGCGGCGCCGGCGGCCGAGGCCGAGGGAAGAUGGCGGACGGAGUGGACCACAUAGACAUUUACGCGGAUGUGGGCGAAGAGUUCAACCAGGAAGCUGAAUAUGGUGGGCAUGAUCAGAUAGAUUUGUAUGACGAUGUCAUAUCUCCAUCUGCAAAUAAUGGAGAUGCCCCAGAAGACCGGGAUUACAUGGAUACUCUCCCACCAACUGUUGGUGAUGAUGUGGGUAAAGGAGCGGCGCCAAAUGUUGUCUAUACAUAUACUGGAAAGAGAAUUGCAUUAUAUAUUGGAAAUCUAACAUGGUGGACAACAGAUGAAGAUUUAACUGAAGCAGUUCAUUCUUUGGGAGUAAAUGAUAUUUUGGAGAUAAAAUUUUUUGAAAAUCGAGCAAAUGGCCAGUCAAAAGGGUUUGCCCUUGUUGGUGUUGGAUCUGAAGCAUCUUCAAAAAAAUUAAUGGAUCUGUUGCCUAAAAGAGAACUUCAUGGUCAGAAUCCUGUUGUAACUCCAUGCAAUAAACAGUUCCUGAGUCAAUUUGAAAUGCAGUCCAGGAAAACUACACAAUCAGGACAAAUGUCUGGGGAAGGUAAAGCUGGUCCUCCAGGAGGCAGUUCACGUGCAGCAUUUCCACAAGGUGGUAGAGGACGGGGCCGUUUUCCAGGGGCUGUUCCUGGUGGGGACAGAUUUCCUGGGCCAGCAGGACCAGGAGGGCCACCCCCACCUUUUCCAGGAAAUUUGAUCAAGCAUCUUGUUAAAGGAACUCGGCCUUUGUUCCUGGAAACUAGGAUUCCAUGGCAUAUGGGGCACAGCAUAGAGGAAAUACCCAUUUUUGGCCUAAAAGCUGGACAGACUCCACCACGUCCACCCUUAGGUCCUCCAGGCCCACCUGGUCCACCAGGUCCUCCACCUCCUGGUCAGGUUCUGCCUCCUCCUCUAGCUGGGCCUCCUAAUCGAGGAGAUCGCCCUCCACCACCAGUUCUUUUUCCUGGACAACCUUUUGGGCAGCCUCCAUUGGGUCCGCUUCCUCCUGGCCCUCCGCCUCCAGUUCCAGGCUACGGCCCCCCUCCUGGUCCACCACCUCCACAACAGGGACCACCUCCACCUCCAGGCCCUUUUCCACCUCGCCCACCUGGUCCACUUGGGCCACCCCUUACACUUGCUCCUCCUCCGCAUCUUCCUGGACCACCUCCAGGUGCCCCACCGCCAGCUCCACAUGUGAACCCGGCUUUCUUUCCUCCACCAACUAAUAGCGGCAUGCCAACAUCAGAUAGCCGAGGUCCACCACCAACAGAUCCAUAUGGCCGACCUCCACCAUAUGAUAGGGGUGAUUAUGGGCCCCCUGGAAGGGAAAUGGAUACUGCAAGAACGCCAUUGAGUGAAGCUGAGUUUGAGGAAAUCAUGAAUAGAAAUAGGGCGAUCUCAAGCAGUGCUAUUUCAAGAGCUGUGUCUGAUGCCAGUGCUGGUGAUUAUGGGAGUGCUAUUGAGACAUUGGUAACUGCAAUUUCUUUAAUUAAACAAUCCAAAGUAUCUGCUGAUGAUCGUUGCAAAGUUCUUAUUAGCUCUUUGCAAGAUUGCCUUCAUGGAAUUGAGUCCAAGUCAUAUGGUUCUGGAUCAAGAAGACGUGAACGAUCAAGAGAGAGGGACCAUAGUAGAUCACGAGAAAAGAGUCGGCGUCAUAAAUCCCGUAGUAGAGAUCGUCAUGACGAUUACUAUAGAGAGAGAAGUCGAGAACGAGAGAGGCACCGGGAUCGUGACCGAGACCGCGACCGAGAGCGUGACCGAGAGCGCGAAUAUCGUCAUCGUUAGUAGCUGAAGGAAGAGGAUCACCUUCCAAGACAAAACAGUCUUCAUGGGGGAAGAAUGACGCUUGUCCAGCAGUUUGCUUCUUGUGAUUGAACUGAACCUGUAAGGAUUCAUGGAUAAAAUCAACAGGAAUAGAUCUGAAUAAAGCAAAUCUGCAUAAAUGGUAACCAGUAGCUCUACUUUUAUUUUUUAUGUUGCUUAACUGUUUUAUUUGAAGGAAACCUGUGUGAUUUAAAAAGUUAUAGCUUUUGCAACUUUAUUACUGGUUAUAUACAUUUGGCCAUUAUAAUGUGCAAGCAAUUGGAAAAAAAAAGUCAAGUAAAUGCUUGUUUUUAUAGUAGUUUGUUCUUGUUAAAAAUGUUCAUAUGAUAAUGUCUGUAAACAGCACCACUUUGAUUACAAUAGAUGUAGUGUUGUAAUAAACUGUUUAAUGGGGCUGAUGUGUAAAGCUGUUCAAGUUAUUUGAUGUUUACACCUCAGGGAAAGUCUUGUGUUCAGCAAUAUCUAAAGAUAAUGUUACUAUGACAUUUUUACUGUCCUUUACAAAAGCAUUGCAAUAGCGUUUUUGGAUAUGCAUCAAUCUAAUCUUGCGUUCAGUGAAUUAAACAUACUAAUUAAGUGUCACUUGCCCUUGAUUUUGAUAUUAGAGUAGGUGAUUACAUGGAUAUUUAAUAUUUCUAUAUUCUGCUUUUCUAGCUGUUUUUACCUAGUUUAGCUUGUGACUUUUGCUGAAUGGUAUGUAAACUUGUAAAAACUGAAAUUUGACAGACAUAGCAAUCCAGUCAAUGUGUGUGUUAGGGGUCAAAAAAAUGUGAAGUUUUAACAUUUUAGUGAAAACCCAUCCAUAUUUUCUAUGUAAUGCAGCUUAAUUACAACACAGAUGUACUGAAACACUUAAUUGUGUACUGCUAGCAUUGGAAGAAAUAUUUUGACAGUUCUGAUUUGAUGCUGCAGUUAUUUGUUGUUUCAUAUUGAUGGUUUAUUUUUGAAGCCAUAGGCAGUGUAAAUACAGUGUGCAGCAGAUAUAUGUGAGUUAAGAGAGCCUUAGUUUUAUUUUUUGCUUGGUAUAGAUUCUUGAAGGAAGUGAUGUUAACAUUGGGUUGUAUUCUGUAGUAUGUGUAAUGGGGAUUAUAGAUGUACCCUGUCUGCACAGUUUAAGGAAUUCUGUGUAUAUUCAUGCAACCUGUUGAUUCAUGCUAGAGUUACUUAGUUAAUCAAAGAUUUUUUUCCAAACCUGCCUUACUCAUAGGCCCAUGUUAAAAGCACCUGGCUAGCAUGUGUUCUUAAUUGCAAAAUUAGAGGCAGUGUCUUGAUUAGAUAAAUUUUUAUAGGAAGGUAAUUCUGAAUCAACUAUUCAGAAAUUUGAGUUAAAAUUCUUAAGCAAGUUAAUUUGUUAAUAUAUUUUUAAGAUCUGAUUAUCUUUGAGAGAUCUGAUAAUACACAUUGGUUUUUAAAGUAUAGCCAAAUUUUAGGACAAUGCUUAAAGUAUUUAGGUACCCUAAAUAUUAUGUGAUGAGCAUCUGUAGAAGCCUCUCCAGAAAUUUCCACUGCCGUUCUUCAGUUUCAUCUUGUUCGCUAUCAAACUACUUCUCACAAAAUUGACUGUUUUGAAUUAUCCAUAUUACUGCCAGCUUUAUUUUAAAAUAUUUUGUUUUUGGAGUAUCUGUGCAUGGGAUCAUUGGUGUUUAUCAGAACUGUUUGCUCUCAGAAGUGGUUUUUUAAGUGUUUUUAUCUUGUUGAAAUGCAGUUUUUUUUAACAUUUGAGAGUUGUAUUGAAAUCGAUUUUCUUGUUUUCUGUAUAAGUGUUAGUUUUUGUCAUUUCUUAGCUUUUUUAAUAUUUUAAGUACAUUGCCCUAAUGCGAAGAAGGAUGGACAUAAAUAUAUUACAAGGGAAAUUAGUUAAUAGUAAGAUUAAAAGGUAAGUAAAAUGACCAUGAGAAUAAAAAUUUCUCUGAACAAUUUUAAAAUGGAAUCGUAAAAAUCUAACUGCACUUGAACGUGAAAUGAAACUGGAAAUUUUGUACUAAUUAAAUCCUUUAUUUACCUUUUCAUUUUUUAUCAGUGGAAACCCUUUAAUUGCUCCUUCUAUAUCACUGUUCCCCCUGCUUGGCUGAUCUCAUUGCAUGACUUUUGUUGCAGACAAUGUGAGUGUACUAGAUUUGUUUGCUGCUAGUCCAUUAUUUUCAGUUGUUGUCAGAGAGAAAUAACUUUUUGGUUUGACCAAGUCAUUUUGCAAAGUCCUUCUCUACCUGAUAACACAUGAAUGUAUAGCAGUUAAGGUAAAAAUUGCAAGCCUUGUUUAAUUCUUCAUACCCCCUUCUGUUUAUAGGCUGGUGUUAUUUGAAAACUCUUCUUUUUUUAAUGUGUGAAAACAAUCCAAAGAGAAAAACCCUUGCGCAGACACCAAAAAAAUAUAGUGUCUCAGAGACCUUUUUAUUUUUUCCCUAAUUAAUAACUGUGGUGGAUAUGAAAGCAAACUUGAGUUGAAUUUUAAACCAUAGCAUUUAUUAGUGCUAUGAAGUCACAUUCCUUUCAGCCAGUAGUAAAGUAUGGAUGAGUGAUACAGCACCUGAAUGGUAUUGGCUCUGAAGCAACACUGAAUUGAAAGUGGUGCUUUUGAUUAAAGGAAGUAUGUUGUGAAAAGCAUAUUCCAGUAUACAUUUGCAGGUGUUUAUUUUGUCAAUUUUCAUAAGCAAGAUUUGGAGUGGCAGUGGCUUUUGAUCAUAGUUUAGCCUAUUUGAUGACCGUUUUACCUAGAAUGUUCUUAAGCAGUUAACUACAAUUUGGAGUUCACAAAUAACUGUAGCUUAAGAUAUUAUUUUCAUUUAAUUCUCCUGUGGAGAAUAUUGCUUUAUUUUCUACUAGUUUCAGGUCAGUUCUUAAAAUAAACAUGGAGGUUUUAAUGAAUGUUGUAUAAUAUUUUAUAGUGAAAGGGGGAAAUUGUUGAAAGGGUAAAGACUUUCUCUUUCCCUUAUGUAUUUAAAUGUGCCAAUAACCUAAAUACAUACUGUUUUAUACAAUGAGAUGCUAUUACAAGACUUUUUUGUUGGAGUGAUCGCGACAUUUUGGUUUUCAUACCUGAAUGAUCAUUGCAUUUUCUGUAUCUUACAAAAUGGCUCCAAUUUUGUGUUUUAAGCUUCAGCUUAAGUUAUUUUAAGAGGAAGUUUGUGUUCUAAUUCUUUACUGAGAAUACAGUAUUGAGAUUCUCUCUUUUUUACAAAUAACUGCGUUUUAAAUUUUAUUCAUUAUAACUUCAUUUGCAUCCCAUAGCCCUCUGUAAAUGUUUCCCCCAGUUGUAUGUACUUAAAUGCACGCUUAUCCGUUGUAUAUAUUAGACAUUUUUUGUGCUAAAAUAUAUUAAGUGGGAUUUUUGUAGCAAAGCAUUCUAUUUUUCUGUUCCUACAGUAUGUGUGUAUGUGUGUGUGUGUGUGUGUGUGUGUUUUUAACAUUAACCUUCAGUUUAAACACUGGUGUAUUUAUUUUAUUUUUUAACAACUUGACUCUUAGAAGCCUUAGACUAAUUUUUUCAAUAAGUAUUCAACCAAAAAUUACAAAUUUAUUAAGAUGUGGCCUUACAUAUGGCAUUCCUUGUGUUCGUAAUGUGAGAUUUUUGAUUUAGAGAAAUCAAGAUUCAGGAUUAAAGUUUUAUUGUAAGUUGAAAUAGAAAAUGUGUUAAAAUGUCUAGGCUUCUGGGAGAAAGUUCUUAUAAUCUUCUUUCUUAGCAUUAGAAAGAAGCAAUAUGAAUUUUUAUGAAUAUUCUAAAUAUUCAGGCAGUUGUAUCCUAUUCGGAUGACUUAGGUUUGUCUUAACCAGUGUUUUUUUAAAAUUUCAGGUUGUUGGCAUUCACUUGAGUAUGCAGCUACUAUGAUUUUUAUAUGGGAUGUAUAAACACUUGGUUAUAUACAGACAGAUUUUAAUGUUUUGAAGACUUCCUGUUAUAUUAAUUAACAUAUGGUAAUGGGAGUCUUUUAAAUAUUAGAUUGGAUUUAAUUGAAGUCACACAAAUCUUGAAGUGGUAUCUGUGGAUGGUAAAUACUACCAAGAGUUUUUCAUGUGGGAGUAUCCUAAAACUCUGCCAUGGGUGUAAAUGUUUUACAUUGAUUUCUUAAUUGGACAGACCCUACAUUUAGUAAAAACAUUUCAUUUUGAAGGUGUGUUCUUUUUGUCGCACUGUUACUGCGUAACACUUCUCAGCAUUCUGUAAGUUAAAUUAUUUUAAAAUACAAUGGCAAAUUCAUGUUUAUUUUUUUACUUUAAAAAUUGUAGUACUCAGGUGGUAUUUAAUGGGAAAGGAUCCUUUGGGGUAAAUCAUAAUGUAUUCUAAGGAAUGCAUCUAUAACAUUGAUGACUUUAGCCUUAAAAAAAGGUCUAUUAUUCCUUCUUCCUCUGCAUCACAUGGUAUAUUAGCAAAGUAGUUUACAGCCCUGUACAGCCUUACAAAGUUGUUUUACAAUUUUUAAUGGAAAGCCCUUAACAAAAAAAAUUGUAUCAUAUUACCAGUAUCCAUGAAUUACUGAAUCACAGUUUGUAAAUAAUUUGUUUAAUAUCAGAAGGCCAAAGAAAGUCUUAAAAUUUUAGCUAUUGACUCUAUGGUGACUUCACAAUAAGAUUUCUGUGCGAAAGGUAAGAUGAUAUUUGAUCAAACAGACAUCUUUUUGAUGUCCAUGAGAGCUAGACUUCCAUAUUAGCUUCUAUUAAAAAAUUCAUUCCAUUUUAUUGAAAUGUUUGUAAUUGCAAUUUUGUGUUUAAUGUUUACUUUGUCUUUUCUUUCUUUAGCAUUUAGGUGACUGUUCAGCAGUUUGCUAUAUGGCCAUUGUUGGCCUUAAACUGCACUAGUAACAAGCAUGGUAUUUAUCUUGUAUUGAAAAUAAAACAAAGUUUUGAUAAAACUUU
This is a messenger RNA of Lemur catta (Ring-tailed lemur), 6762 nucleotides long. It is a transcript of the gene CPSF6, whose product is annotated as cleavage and polyadenylation specific factor 6. Gene Ontology annotation, cellular component: mRNA cleavage and polyadenylation specificity factor complex. Gene Ontology annotation, biological process: mRNA alternative polyadenylation. Gene Ontology annotation, molecular function: mRNA binding. The transcript is spliced from 11 exons. The record is from RefSeq and is a predicted model, not a curated record. Lineage: Eukaryota; Metazoa; Chordata; Mammalia; Primates; Lemuridae. The coding region runs from base 103 to 1872 and encodes 589 amino acids.